UCUAUAAAAGUUGUUGGCCACCGGCCAAGAUGGGUCAAACGCAAGUUAAGCCUUCGGUGAAUCGGUUUUAGUGAAGCGAAUCUGUGCGGAUCAUCAGUGCAAAUCAAUGAAGGUAUUCGUGACGAUUUUGGCCGCUGUGGCCACUGUUGGGGCUCAGGGAGUGCCUCCGGUGAAUCCCGGUGGACAAGUUCCAGCCCCAGUGGAUUUCCCGCAGCAGUUUGCCCCAAUCCAGCCAUUGACGACUCCGUUCAACGUUGCUCCGGAUGGUUUCUACGGGUUUAAUCCUUACAGUGGACCAGGAUUCGUUCCAGGAUUUCCUCAGUUUGCCCAGCCAGGAUUCAACCAGUUCCUUCCACUGCCAUACCAGUUUCCGCAACAAUUUGGACCACCACCAGCAGCCUACCCACAGUUCCCAUUGAUCCCGCAAAUUCCUCAAGUUCCUCCACAACUUGCUCCUGCUCAAUUACCACCAUUUGCGCAACCUCCUCAAAUUCCUCCAUUUUUGGAUCAACGUUUGCUUCAACCCGGCAAUCCUCAGCCAAAUGGAGCAGCUGUGUCCUACUCGAGCUUCCAGGUUCACAAUAACACUCCCCAGCAGCAGCAACAGCAACAAUCUCAGACAGAUGAUUCUGCAUCAGCAGCUCCGGCCCAGGGAGUCAAUGGACUGCCAAAGCCAGUGACGACAUCCACCGGAAACGACAAUCAAGCUCCAAGCAAUUACGGAUCAGCUUUCGGUCGAUACGUGACGGCCAGUCCUCCGGCUGGCGUUGGACCCGGUCGAGUUGCUACCAAUGCCCAGUAGAAAUCGCGCAACAGCCAAUCAAGAGUCUAGUCGUUGAGUUGUUUGUGAAGUAAAAUUUUGUGCAAUAGUGGCGGUUUUUUUUUUUCGAAAUUUUCUUUCCAA
Uranotaenia lowii is the source of this 904-nucleotide messenger RNA. RefSeq names its product proline-rich protein HaeIII subfamily 1-like. Bases 107 to 802 code for a protein of 231 amino acids. The transcript has 2 exons. NCBI's taxonomy places the organism in Eukaryota, Metazoa, Arthropoda, Insecta, Diptera, Culicidae. The record is from RefSeq and is a predicted model, not a curated record.